Molecule: messenger RNA, 4422 nt
Organism: Marchantia polymorpha subsp. ruderalis
Lineage: Eukaryota; Viridiplantae; Streptophyta; Marchantiopsida; Marchantiales; Marchantiaceae
Source: the annotation of a GenBank genome assembly
GGUAAGGUAAGUGAGCGAGAAGGGACACAGUAAGAGGCAGGCAGGAAAGCAGGCAGGCCGAGGCAGGCAGAGGCGGAGGCAGGCAGGCACGCAGGCCAGGGCGUGAAGGGAUUCAGUCCCCCACACACAACUCUUUAUGAUGAGACCCGACCACAGCAUUUGAAGGCAAGGAAGAUCGCUAGCGAGGGCAGUAGUCGAUUCGAGUCGAGUCGAAUCGAGUCGAGUUGGAGUUGAGUUUAGUUCAGAGGAGAGAAGCCUUCGAGGGAGAGCGACAGACGUCGAGAUUGAAGACAGAGAGAUUGAGAGAUAGCGACAGAGACAGGCAGACAGCGACAGAGAGAGAAAGAGAGAUAGAGAGGCGCUUAUGCAGGAAGCGAAGGCAGGCAAACCGGUGCGGACGUAGAGGCGAAGGAGGGAGAAUCCGAGAUCGGGGCGUGUCCUCGUAGAAAUUUGUUGGUCGGACUAUCAGUGGUUUCAGACUCUGCAGUUGCGAGGAAGGCCGCGGCGGAUUUCUGAGGGACGGGCUACCCAACCGAUCUUCUGACAGUUCACUCUGGCAGCGUCUACAAUCCAGCGUUCUCGCACCUCCCCGCAGGUGUGGGGGCGAGCUGGAUUCUCUCCAGCCAUCGUUGGUCUCUCACAAUCUCGACAUUCGCAGGUCUGGAGAACCUGCCGCAUGGUGCAGGGGCUCUCCGUAGACUACGGCUAAUGUAGAUCAAGGGCAGAAGAUCGAAAAGCCUCAUCGAUGUAGUCAAUUUCUCGUAGUGUUGGGUUGGGAUCCCGUCUUGCCACAUCUCUCCUCGGGCUGCUUUGCCGUUCGGUACUCUUUUGGUGUUCCGAUUCAUUUUUUAAAUUCAUUAGAAGCCAUCAGAACAGUGAGGAUUAUGCUGGGUAGUGAAAUUUUCCUAAGAAACAAGAUCAAGAACUUAGAGGAAUCUUCGACGGCCUCUUGCGCCUGCGAUAGUCUAUCUUGCGCAAGGAUCUGUUGUCUCGAUUCGCUCGUGCGCCCUGCUCCCGCCGGACGCCGAGUGUUUGGAGUGUGUGAAGUGAAGUUUCAGCCGUCACCAUGAAGGGAGGAGUAACCUGCCUCGGGGGCAUGUUCUGCCGCAGGAACAAAGUCAAGAGGGCCAUAAUUGACGACGCGAUCGUCGCCAAGAAGGGCAGUCAUGACAACAUGGUCACCGACGGCACGGCGUACAAGGAGUACUCGGUGAGCUUCUUCGCCAGCGGCAAGGAAGGGAUCAUCACCGUCGCGAACGACGUGAUCGCCUUCCGGAGUCAAGGAAGCGUGCACCACGUCGGGGAAGGGCGGACGCACGUGUGCGCCGAGCCGGAAGAUGUCGUCGUCGCGUCUGUGGAGACCGUACCAGCCGCAGAUGCUGCUGCAGCGGACGCGGAGUCGCGAUUCGCCCGGGAGUUUGUUGCGACAACGGCCUCGGCCGCGGACUCGCCAAGCCCUAAGGCCAUGACGAGAUGCGACGCCGCGAUCACCAAGCCCGUGACGAGAUCCAGUUCCGUGAACGGGCUGGGCGACGCGGAGUACGAAGGCGAGGACGAGGGUGAGGGUGAAGGCGAUGGCGAGGACGAAGAGGAUGUGACCGGAGCCAGCGCGAGGGGCGCGCGAAGAUCCACUGACGCGCGGAGCGAGCCAAUCCGGAUCGAAGACGACUCGUCGUCGCACGCCGAGGCGCUGGAUAACGACUGCGCGCGAUAUUACGAUGAAUUCUCCACCAGCGGAGGAGGCCCGGGCUCCAUCCGGCGCGAUGAGCACUCCUUCGGCGACCUGGAGAUGGCUAGUGGCCACGUCAGCGAUCCCGGCGUGUACCCGAAAUGCCUGCUGGAGUCGUCGUGCAGCUCUCCGAUGCUCGAUGGGCGCGAAGUCGCAGAAAAACGAAAACAGCAGAGCCACGCUGGCGAUGGCGAGCGCGACCGCGACCGGCGCAAUCAGGACAACAGCAGCGUGCUCUCGGGGCCUCAGACCACGGCGGGGCUGUCUUACGAGAGCGGCUCGUCGACCACGGGUGAGGUGCGCGACGGGGCCGGCCGGUUGGCGCCCGGGGGCAGCCCCAAGUCCGAGGCGGCGUACGAGUACAAGUUCGGGGCGUCGAGCGAAAGGAAGCCGUGGUGGAAGGUGUUCCUCGUGUCGCACCGCAACAUCCACCGCGAUGCGCUGGGGCCGCUGGCGGAGGGCGACGGCGGGCGCAGCCUGUCGCCGCUCAACGGCUACAUGUCGGACGGCGAGGCGCGGAGCGGACGGAGCUCGUCGCCUUCGAACAAGAUCGAGGGCGCGUCCGACGGCGACAACUGCAACGGCGCGGUGGGGCGAUCGCUUAUGCUCCGCAGCAGCUUUUCCGACCAGGAUCUGUAUCGGCAGUCGUCGGGAGGCGGCCCGGAGUCGGCUUCCGACGAACUCGUGGCCGCCCCCGGGACGGGCAAGCCCUCGUCGAUCACCGCCCGCCGGUGGGAUGCGUUCACCGAGAAGACCGGUCUCAGUCGCGUCGAGGAGUGGGUGAGCAAUGUGCACCCGUUGGCGCCGACGCUGGACGAGGACCAGAUGGAGGGGGCCGAGAUCGUGCCCGAGUCUCCGACGGCGCCAGCGGCCGCAUUUUUCGCUCAGCUGGGCGAGGAGUCGCCGUUCGCCGACGCGGAAGAGAAGCAUGGACUGGUUCGCGGCGACGGCGUGCUGGACGUCGACGCCGAGAUGGCCCGAAGGGUCGUCCGGUCGGUGAAUCCGCUGUCGACCGUGGCUCACUUCUCCGGCGUCGGAUUGAAGGUGAUGCCGAGCUUGGGGAUCUUCGGCAGCUUGAAGACCCUCAACCUCUCGGCGAACAGCUUCGUUCGAAUCACGCCUGGCUGCCUCCCAAAAUCCCUUCACACACUGGAUCUGUCCCGGAACCAGAUCGUCGUGAUUGAAGGACUCCGCGAGCUUACUCGCCUUCGUGCAUUGAACUUAUCAUUUAACAGGAUCACUCGAAUUGGCAAUGGGCUGUCGAACUGUAUGUCGUUGAAGGAACUCUACUUGUCGGGAAACAAGAUCAGCGAGCUGGAGGGGCUUCACCGAUUGUCGAAGCUGAGUGUCCUGGACCUGAGUUUUAACAAGGUUACGACCACGAAAAGUCUCGGUCAGCUAGCAGCCAAUUACAAGUCGCUUCAGGCGCUGAACCUCCUGGGGAACCCAGUGCAGUCGAACCUGGGAGAUGAUCACAUGAGGCGCAUGAUCACGGGAGUGUGCCCGCAGAUUCUUUAUUUGAACAAACAACCUUUGAAGACCGUGUCCAACCGAGACGCAGUCGAUAACAACGUCGCGCGCGCAGCGCUGGGCAAGAGUGCCGGGGGCAAGGCCCUGGCCAAGCCGUCCAAGCGAGCAGCCGGGCACUCGGCCGCCAGCAGCCAUCGCCGCAGCCACAGCGGCGGAGGUGCCAGCAAAAUCAAGCCGGCCAGCAAGGGCGUUCUGUCCCCUGUUCUUGUGAGCCAGGACCCUGGGUACCACCGCAAGGCGCAUCACUCCCGACUGCCCGACAAGGUCUCGACCUCGAAGGAAGCUCGCAAAGGCUUUGUGCCACUGCCGGAGUCUGCGUACCCUCCUCUCGUCGACAGGAAGGGUCGUCCCGUCGAGCGGAUGGAGUUCUCCAUGAUGCCAAGAGUGAGGAGCGAUGAUGCCCUGUUCCGUGAACACAGGCAGUCGGUCUCGUCAGCUCAGGAUCUGGGGAACUCGUCGAAGCUCAAUGACUUCGUCACCUUUGACAAGUACGAUAAAGUGCUGGUGGGCCAGUAGCCGCCGAAUCCAUCAGAGAUUCGCUAGCUUCAGCUGUCUGAAUCUGUGAACCAUCAACGUCGAGGACUCAUUCUGACGAGGGUGGUAUUUAUCUAGCAGCAGAUCUUCGUUCAGUUAGAUUCAGUAGGUACGCCCCACCCUCCAGGAGGUCCUUCUGUUGUUGUUGUUCCGUUACCUACAAUUGUUUGGACAAUGUGUUCUGUGAUCGGUCGAGGGGCAUCUCCGCCUGGGUCAUCAUCUCUGGUGUAUUAGAUGAGAGUUUAGUACAACACGUGGGGCUGUCUUCUCGACGAGCUACGCGUUCGAAUGAACUAUUUGCAGUCUUUUAACUUCAAUGACGAGUGGAUUUCAAUUCAGAUGGCAUUUUUCGAGCCUCCGAGGUUUCUCUCUGUGACGAGAGGUGUUGCUCACACUAGCAUUGCAAUCCUGGAUGGUGGAGACUUGUAGCACUCUUCAGAGUUUCGUCUUUGGGAUUUCCAAUUACUUCUGAGUCGACGCGAAGGACGAACGGUGGGAAAAAGUUGACAAAAUGUUUGCGGAGAUGAGUCUAUACCCAGAGAAGCUGCCUUCUGUAUGUAUUAGGAACAAUCUUCACCUGUCGCGGUGUAUAUAUCAAAAUAAAUUGUUACUUCCUUCCUUGCUACUUU